CUCGACACCGCAUUCUCGAUCCCACUGUACCACCUUCGCACUCCAAUCUCGCCUCUCUACCUGGCCCACCGGCUUCUGCUGUUCGCCCGUUCAAUUUCUCCCAUCCCUCUGAAGAAAAGAGUCGCACCUGUCUGCGCAUCAUCAUCCAUUGUCCUUGGUCGCUGCUGCAUCUACAUUCAGUACAUCCAUCCUGCAUCUAGCCAGCAUUCGCAUUCCCUCUCGUCACUUUUUCUCAGGAAACUCCUUCUUUUCUCCGCCAUGGCUCCCCCUUCAUUCGCCGCUGCGGCAUCAUCCUCUUCCUCGCGUGCAGAUUCUGGCGCCGACUGGUCUCGACGCGCCAACGGUGCGACGCAAACAUUUCGGCGACCCUCACACGCCACCAACCCUCCUUCCGCUUCGACCUCCCAGCCCGCUGCUCGCGACCCCACUGGCGCGCAAAAUGUCCCGAACACAACCCCUUCCGUGUAUGUCCCACCUCACGUCCAACGGAAUGGCAGUGUCGCCGAGGGUCGCUAUUCUAGAGAUCAAAUGUUGCAUCUCUUCCGCGCACAACGGGCCUCGGACGACAUCAACCACGGCCUGUCAGAUCUCUACGUGGGGAACUGGGAGCCUAACGUCCCCAACGGUACCUCUGGUGCCAGUUGGGGCCGCAAGGACGACCAUGGCAGAGACGGUGCAAGCGGGGUCGAUCUCUGUUGGGACAAAGACGGUAGCAUUGUACCCCUUAGCCUCACUGACAUGGGCGAUGAAGAGAGAGAGCUUUUUACCUCGUCUGUCAACUCGCCUCUGAAACCACCCACGCAGAAUACCAAUAAAGACGGAACUCCGAAAGAAGGAUCUGUCCUACGAAAGGCAUCUGUCUCUGGAGCUGGCGCCUAUGGUCUUUCCUCUCCCACGACUGCUCGUCCAGGCAACCGUCGCCGUGACACUUCCGAAGCGUUUCCGUUCCCCGCCAACACUCACUCGCUUGCGUCGCCAUCUGCCUCCCGGUUCUCUCGCGAUGAGAUAAGCGCCGUCACCCCGCCCCCAUCGUUGAUACGCCGUCGCACCGAUUAUAAGGACGGAGGUGCCCCCGAAGAGCGGGACAAAGAAAAGGCGGUUGUCGACAAUGCGAAUCCCUUCGGCUCCUUGAAACGGACCACAACUGCACCGUUUGGAACCAGUGGUACUACCUCGCCAUGGUCCGCAACGCCUGGAGGAGGGUUCUCACCCAUGGGCGCAUUUGGAAGCUUUGCACACCCGCAGGCGGAAAAGAAGUCGGGCAUGGGGAGCGUGCGUGGUGAAAGCAGGUUUAAAGGUCUCAUGAGUAAAACAAGCAUGGAAGAUGUCGGUAAAGGGGGGCAGGAAAGUCAAGUAUUGGGGAACCUGGGAGCUGUCUCUGAAGCGGAGCCUACCCAAAGCUCCUCGUGGGCAGAGGCGCGCUCCAAUCGCCCGACUAGCAAUGACACGGAUCCGUAUCCCGACGAUGAUUUGAGAACCGGAAGUGCAGCUCUUGGGGGUGGACAGGAUCUCAGUCCGCCUAGAGCCCAGGGUUUAUCAUCGUUUACGACACCCCACCGACAAGAUCCUAGGGAUGAAUCUGUAUUCUCGGCUUUCGGCAUGACAGAAAACAACCCGGGCAUUCGUGAUAUAUUCCAUGGCGCUCACCAGACCCCACAAUAUCGAGGAAAUGGCCCGCCUGAGCCGAUGAGUCCCACAGACACAAAUCCUUAUCAAAGCCCGGAUCACGGCGCACUUCACCGCGACAAUCGCGACACGGAAGAGCCUGAUAACCAGAACCAGCAGUUUCCCGGCAUGGGAAGCUUUCAGUUGGACCCCAAUGCAGGUUCUGGAUUGCAUAAUCACGCCUUUGGAGGCCUGGGGUCCUUGGGUCGAAACCCCGGUGCCUUUGAACAUGCGGCAGGCGAUAGGAGCCAGACCUCGAGUGUAGGCCCUUCGCGUGGAUUCCCCAGCAUUCCUGGUCUCGGGGGGAUACCCGGACUCGGCGGCGCAGGUACCUGGGCUACUGGCCAACAAUCGAUAGGCGGCACACCUGUACGAGAGCGUGGCGGCCUGGACAACUUGUUUGGCACGGUCGGAGAGGCACAAUCUCCCAGCUUGGCUGGCCUCGGAAGCAGCUCUUUGCUCGGUGGCAGUCAAGGUGGUACCAUCGGUAAAUCCAGUAGGUUGGGGUCGCUUUUCCCAGCAGCGUUGCAAGAGCAGAUGCGGUCCGAGCAACAACGGCCCGCAGAUGAAGCAUCCAGUCAAGGCGAUCGCCAACAGAGUCUCACCGGAACUUUUGGUCGCGGGGCGUUCGGCAGCCAGGCUCCUGGAAAUGCGAUUCCGCCGCGCGACACCGACAGCCCUUUCAGAUCGGGGCGCAAUCUGUUUGAAGACUUCUCGGGUGGACAUGCGGAGGAUACACACGCUCAACCGGCUAACCUCACGACUUCGUUGUCGAUGGCGGCACUCAAUCAGACUCGAACAGCUCAGCCAUCUGUGCAGACACCCGGCGUCAAUAGCCCAGCUGCAAGCCAGCCUCCACCACCCCAGCAGCGCACCAUGGUCAUGCCUGACAGAAUGCGCUGGAUCUACCGCGACCCAUCCGGUAACGUCCAAGGACCAUUCUCCGGCUUGGAAAUGCAUGACUGGUACAAAGCAGGGUUUUUCUCUCCUGAAUUGCUGGUGAAGAAGCAGGAAGAUGUUGACUACGAACCCUUGCUUCAGCUCAUUCGAAAGAUCGGAAAUUCGCGUGAGCCGUUCCUCGUUCCCCAGAUCGGUAUCCCCCACGGUCCUGCCAGUACAGUGCCAGGUAAUGCUUGGGCUGGAAGUGCUACGGCUGGUCCAACUGGCGGCGCACAACCUCCAUUUGCCAAUGCGUUCCCCAGCUUUGGUACUACCUUGACAGCUGAGCAGCAGAAUGCCCUCGAGCGUAGGAAGCAAGAGGAGCAGUAUCUCAUGGCUCGUCAAAAGGAACACCUUGCGCAACAGCAGGCCAUCGCGAAACAAACCCAGAUAGGCAUUGGGCCUCACGGCAUACUGCCACACCAGCUUCAGCACCACUCCAGUGCACACAGCUUGCACAGUCAACCCAGCUUUGGCAGCAUCACCUCCCCCAGCGGAUAUCAACCCUCUCCAACGCAGGCACCGCUUACAGGCGCACCUGCUGUGCCAGGCUUGAUUGACAAUGCUUUCAGAGGGGCUGCGCCCGUACCUGGAUUGGGAUCAGUCGGUUCUAACAUGGACAUGCUUGGUCACAUCCGCGAAGAAGAUAUCUCAGGAAUGGUAGAUCGCCUGAAUAUCAACCGAUCCGGCCAGCAGCCUUUUGUUGGCAACCAACAGAGCUUCGGUCAACAACCGUCUGAAUCUAAUGCUUCAACUCAGCAAGUGGUCGCCAUGCUGAACGAUCGUGCCCGUCUUCAACGCGAGCAAGCUGAACAUGACGCUCUGAGCCGUCUUGGACAGAAUGACCAGCAGGCGGCGCAAGCAUCAAUGGACCGCCUGCAGCAGUUCCAUGACCUUCGGGUGCAAACUGACCUUGAUCAGCCGGCCUCUGCAUCCGCACGUCCCGAGGGUGUGAUCGCAAAGCCUGCGACUUCCACUGGAGAUAAUGUCCAGCGUGGAUCCGAGCCUACAUCCGCAUCUGAGCAAGACGCAAUUGAGAGUUCGGAUGCUUCCAAAACCGAGUCGCUGUCUUUGACCGAACAGGUCCAGAAAGCGGCCUCUGCAAAGCAAACCGCACAAGUGCAAUCUGCAUGGAACAAGGUCGAACCAGCCAUCCACCCAUUCCCUCCACCUCCUUCGCAGUCUCCCCUUCCCGCUCCUGCGGCUCAACGGAAGCCUAUUGCUGCCGAUUCUCUUGCUGCAGAAUCCCGCUCUCAAACUCCAUCGGCAGAUACUCCCAGCGCGUCGAUUGCUCCAUGGGCAAAGGAGCCUGCCGAAGCACCCAAGGGACCUAGUCUCAAGCAGAUUCAAGAGCUAGAGGCUAAGAAGGCCGCUGAACGGGAAGCCAUUGCUGCUGCGGCUCGCCGUGAAGCAUUGGAACAAGAAUUGCUGGCGCAGUCCCAAGCUUCUACUGUUCAACCUGGACUGCCUUCCAGCUCUACUUGGGCAAGCGGCGCCUCGCCAAUCACCCCGGCUACUUCAAACUCUUCCGUAUGGGGAGCUAAGCCUCUUGUCGGAAAACCCACGAGCCAACCUGGAGCGAAUGCUAAGAAGACGCUCCAGCAGAUUCAGAAGGAAGAAGAGGCCCGGAAACAGCGUGCUGCUGCCCAGGCUGCUGCUGCUAUAGCAAGCAGUUUCGGUAGUACACCUCAGCCCGUUGCCUCGGGGAAGCGAUAUGCGGAUCUAGCCAGCAAGAAUACCCCCCCUCAGCCUGCUGCUGCGGGUGGAGCUUGGACUACAGUUGGAGCCAGUGGUAAAAUGAAAGGACCGAUUCCCGCCCCUGCACCACCAGCUGCCAUCCGAACGGCCAGCAGCAGUAUCGUUCCUGCUGUUGCCAAGAAGGUCUCGAUGACCAGGACUGCUUCAACCGCCGGCGGACCCGCGAUUGGGCAAGCAAACGCACAAGAAGAGUUCAAGAAGUGGGCCAUAAACGAGCUCCGCAGCGAUUUGAAUCGAAGCAUCAAUGCCGACGACUUCGUUGCCUCUCUUCUCACUUUCCCUGCAGAAAUGGACCUCAUCACUGAAUCCGUCCACUCUGCUACCCACAACAUUGAUAGCCGUCAUUUUGCCGAGGAGUUCCUUCGCCGCCGAAAGCUAGCCGACAAGGGCAUCAUCGACGAGCGCAGCACAUCAUCCCCGGCUGAGAACAAGGCGGGUGGGGGUUGGAGUGAGGUUGCGAAGAAGAGCGGACAGGUCGCCCAACAGCAACAGCAGACUAGUCUCGACAAUGGUAACUUCAAGGUCGUCGCUGCAAAGAAGAAGAGUGGUAAACGCUAA
Messenger RNA from Periconia digitata, 4920 nucleotides. The record is from the annotation of a GenBank genome assembly. NCBI's taxonomy places the organism in Eukaryota, Fungi, Ascomycota, Dothideomycetes, Pleosporales, Periconiaceae.